Molecule: messenger RNA, 831 nt
Organism: Hibiscus syriacus
Lineage: Eukaryota; Viridiplantae; Streptophyta; Magnoliopsida; Malvales; Malvaceae
Exons: 1
Coding region: 88-624 (178 amino acids)
Source: RefSeq, a predicted model, not a curated record
AAGCAAGGCAAGAUAAUAUUUUUUUUCUUUUCUUCUUCAGAAUUCCUCAACUGUUGUUGUUUCUUUCUUGGUUUUGGGGUUUCAAAAAUGGCAGCAAGGAAGAUGUUUUUUGGUUCAAAACCAAGAUAUAUCUACCCAACCAUGGAAUUUGACGAUGGGAACAACCCUUCAUUGGAUCAUCAUCAUAAUCUGUUCGAUUUUGAUGAAGAUGAUGUAUGGAACAAUUCAAAUGAUCAAGCGACGGCCAACUCGGAACCCAAGAAGCCCUUGCCCAGUUCACGAGCUUUGUCUAAGAAGGUUUCCAAAAAGAUGGAGAUUCAGAUUAGUGAUAAGAAUAAAUACAGGGGUGCCCAAAUGGCAGCUGCUUCAGCUUCAUUGCCGGUCAACAUCCCGGACUGGUCCAAGAUCCUCCAAGCGGAAUACAUAGAACACGGGAAGACCGAUGAAGAUGUCGUCGGAGAAGACGACGGUGAUGGAGACGGAAGGGUUCCGCCGCACGAGUACUUGGCUAGGAGAAGAGGAGCUUCGUUUUCCGUUCAUGAAGGAAUUGGAAGGACUUUGAAAGGAAGAGAUUUGCGUCGUGUUCGAAAUGCUGUCUGGAAAAAAACAGGUUUUGAAGAUUAACAGUAAAAAUAAAACCCAGAUUUGGUUUUGAUAUCUUCUUUUAUUUAUUUAGACCAUGAAAUGGCAAAUUUUUAAUUGCCAUAUCUAUCUAUACUUGAAUUUUCUUCUCUGAUUUUCACAAUCAGAGGAUGUUUUUCUUCUGUUUUGGCAUAAUGUAACUAUUCAAGUAUGGAUGAUGAUGAUGAUUUCAACUCAUUUAAACGGGUA